AUGUUACAGAUGACCGGCGGCGGCGGCGGUGGAGUUACCGGACGACGGCGCAGCCAUUCAGACGCCUGCGAGAAACACGACCCUUGUCAACACGGCGGAAUUUGUAUUUCCACGGACGACGGACCGAAAUGCCAGUGCCGCGAUAAGAAUUUCGAAGGGGCCCACUGCGAAAUCG
Messenger RNA from Cinara cedri, 175 nucleotides. NCBI's taxonomy places the organism in Eukaryota, Metazoa, Arthropoda, Insecta, Hemiptera, Aphididae. The record is from the annotation of a GenBank genome assembly.